AUGGAUGGACAAGCGCCCCCAAAAGCAGCACCCAAACUGGGGUCCGAGAAUGCUAGGGCUGGUACCGAUACUGGCGCUGGAGCUGGUACCGAUACUGGCGCUGGAGCUGGUACCGAUACUGGCGCUGGAGCUGGUACCGAUACUGGCGCUGGAGCUGGUACUGAUGCUGGCACUGGAGCUAGUACCGAUGCCGGCGCUGGAGCUGGCAUAGGUCAUGAAUCUGCGAGCGAGGGAGCCUCAGAGUCAACUUCUCACGCGACAACGACUACUCCGCAAGAUUCGAGCAGCAGGUCGAAUGCAUCUUCCACGCCAUCGGCUCUCCGUCCCGCCUUCCCUGGUGGCGUCCGCUUUGGAUCACUGCCGUUUGAAGAGAUCGAAGGAGGCCGUCUGCCAUUCGCCGUCCCCCACAACGCGAACGACCCCGACCGUCCUCGAGUUCCCAAGAUCACCAAGAAAAAAUGA
Boeremia exigua is the source of this 462-nucleotide messenger RNA. RefSeq lists its product as uncharacterized. The transcript has 2 exons. NCBI's taxonomy places the organism in Eukaryota, Fungi, Ascomycota, Dothideomycetes, Pleosporales, Didymellaceae. The record is from RefSeq and is a predicted model, not a curated record. The coding region runs from base 1 to 462 and encodes 153 amino acids.